Molecule: messenger RNA, 1807 nt
Organism: Fusarium odoratissimum NRRL 54006
Lineage: Eukaryota; Fungi; Ascomycota; Sordariomycetes; Hypocreales; Nectriaceae
Exons: 1
Coding region: 50-1612 (520 amino acids)
Molecular function (GO): iduronate-2-sulfatase activity
Source: RefSeq, a predicted model, not a curated record
CUACAAACUCAGCACCGAAUGUUGAAUCUCUUGAUCAUAGCAAUUCACAAUGUCACAAUCUCAUCGUCUUCCUCCGAAACCACUGCCUUUGAAGGUUGAUUCCAAAAAUGGAGGAGACAGGCCGAAUUACAUUAUUUUUAUGCCUGAUCAGUUGAGAUAUGACUCUCUCGGCUGUACAACUGGCCCCCAUUCUGAGAUCAAGACGCCGAAUAUCGAUGCAUUCGCUGCAAGAGGGAGUCUUUUCACCAAUUGUUUCACGCAGGCUUCUGUGUGUUCGCAAUCGAGAUGUAGCAUGUUCACUGGAACGUACCCUCACGUCAGUGGUCAUCGAAGUCUCGAGAACCUUAUCAAGCCAUGGGAACCAAAUAUCUUUCGGAGUCUGAAGGAGUCGGGAUAUCAUGUUGCAUGCCUUGCACCACGAGGCGACACUUUUGCACCGACUGUCACGGAGCUGAGUCUUAGUGAAUACGGGUUCCUUGAAACACCAGAGUUUACGCCAAAGUUUGCUGGUGGUGGACGAGAGGUGGAUGAGAGUAUUUGGGGACGAUUGUUUUAUCGUGGAUUGAGGGAUGCGGAUAAAGCUUUGGACUAUGAUGAAGCUGUGGUGAGAUCUGCUUUGACGUGGUUGGAUUGUCCUCCUACGGAUAAGCCAUGGGUACUUUUCAUGCCUCUCAUCUUUCCUCACUGCCCUUUCCAGGUUGAAGAGCCGUACUUUUCUAUGUAUGAUCGCUCCAAAGUCUCCAGUGUUGAAGCGACGGUCGACAAGAAGACGGGAUAUGAACCGCGGUAUAUGAAGUCAAUUCGGGAGAAGUAUGGUACACAUCGCGCCACGGAUGAGAUUUGGAGGGAGAUCAAGGCGACAUACUAUGGUAUGAUCACACGUCUGGAUGAUCAGUUCGGUCGAGUGCUCUCAAAGGUCGAUGAGCUUGGUAUUUGGAAGGACACUGUUACCAUGUUCUUCACUGACCAUGGAGAAUAUCUUGGUGAUCAUGGACUCAUUGAGAAGUGGCCUUCAGGUCUUUCAGAGACACUGGUUCACGAACCUCUUAUUAUUGGCGGCGCGGGACUGCCAAAGGGAAGGAGGAUCCAUGCCAUGACGGAAAUGGUGGACUUGGUACCGACGAUGCUGGAGACAUCUGGAAUCGGAGAGUCAUUCGCUCACAACGGACUCUCAUGGAUUCCCCUUCUCUGCGGCGAUGCCAAAACACACAAACAGUACUCUUUCUCUGAAGGUGGUUUUCUGACAUCGGAAGAGCCCAUUCUCGAACAAGCACCAUACCCUUACGAUCUCAAAGCCGGACUUCAACACGAGGACACGACUUUAGUUGGAAAAGCUAUUUCAUUGCGAGACGAAAACUGGACCUAUGUGUACCGACUUUAUGAACCAGCUGAGCUGUAUCAUCGACACAACGAUCCUCAUGAGCUUCAUAACCUAGCCCAAGAUCCGGAACAUAAGGAGUUAGCGGAUAAAUAUGAGAAGGCUACGUUGAAGUGGUUGUUGGAGGGAGCUGAUGUUAUGCCUUGGACGAAGGAUCCGAGAUUCCCGGAGGUUAAGCUGAAGAGUCCGAGGGAGCAGAUGGAGGAGAGGCUGAAGCAGGUCAAGAGUGAUUGAGCCAAUUCAAGCUAGACAGAUCAGGUGUUACAUACAUUAUAAAGGAGGAUUCAGGAGAAUAUAGACGUUUGCAGAAACAUUAAACUCGAUCGACAGUGACUUGAUUCAAAAAGGCCCAUGAUGAGCGGCGUGAAUAGACAAUAGAGUACCAAUAAAAUAGUAACGAGCUUACACAUCAAUGAUAAGAAUACAAAA